CAUUAAUUUCAGUUUCAUAUAUUUUAGUUUAAUUUUAUAACUAUUAACUAGAGUUUAUUAUAUCCAAUUAGGGAAUAUAAUAACUUUGUCAUUUAAUUUAAUUUUAGUAAUUAAUACUCCCUCCGUCCACCAAUUCGUGUCCCAAUUUAUCAUUUUGAUCCGUCCACCAAUUCGUGUCUUACUUAUUUUUAAUAUUUAUUUCCUUAACAAAUAAAUUAAUUUUUCUUAAAAGUCCUGCCCCUUUCUCCACUCAACAAAUAAAUAAUACAUUUUUUUCUUAAAAUCAGUGCUUCUUCCCCUAAGACACGAAUUGGUGGACCGAGGGAGUAUUCAUCAUUAUGAUUGAUAAAUCUAAAGUUGAGACAGAUAUAAUUUUUUUAAUUCGAAUUGAGUAUAAUUCAUAAAAUUAUAAUAAAUUGUAUUUUUAUAAAAAAAUAUUAUUUAAAUUAUAAAUAUAAUAGUGUGACUUAAAAACUCACCUACGCAACAACUCUACCGCUAUGUUACAGUCACCAAAAAUUAAAUACUCGCUGAUGAGUAGAAACCACACUAUCACAUGUCAUUGCCUCGCCUCAUUCGAUCAGCCACUGAGAAAAAAUCGAUCUUCAAUGGCAAAGCAAUUCAUGCUCGGGUCAUCGUGUCCGGGUCGGGCCCAGAUGUCCAAAGCAGCAACCAUUUGCUCACGAUGUACGCGAAACUCGGCUACAUCGAUUACGCCCAGAAACUGUUCGACGUAAUGCCUGCGAGAAACCUCGUCACUUGGACUUCACUUAUUUCCGCUUAUUCCCAAAUGGGGCUCUCGGAAAAGGCCUUAGAUUGCUUCAGAGAAAUGGUUCUUGAAGAUGGGAUCGCUCCAAAUGAUUACACUUAUGUUGCAGCUAUCUCGGCUUGUGCUCAAGUAAGGGCGUUGAGGAGUGGAAAAGAGAUACAUUCGAGGAUUUGUAGAAUGGAGGAAAAUGUUAAUAGCUUUGUGAAUAAUAGCUUGGUUAACUUCUAUGGUAAAUGCGGGUCGUUGAAGCCGGCUAGAUUAGUGUUUGAGACCAUUUCUGAGCCAAAUGCUGUUAGCUGUGUGUCUCUAAUCACUAGCUACACGCAGAGUGGGGAGAAUGAGGAGGGAUUGAGGAUCUUCUUGAGGUCAUUGAGGAUUGGGGUGAAGAUUAACGAGUUUUCGUAUGUGAGCAUAUUACACGCUUGUGCUGCAUUGCAGAUUUUGGAUGUUGGGAAGCAAAUCCAAGCAAUGGCUGUGAAAUCUGGUGUUAGGAUGGAUCAAUUUGUCGUCACGUGCUUGGUUAACUUCUAUGCAAAAUGUGGCGAUUUGGAGCUGGCGAGGAGGGCGCUGAGGGAGGCAGAGAAGCCGAGUAUGACAGCUUGGACCGCGUUGAUUGGGGGAUGUGUGCAUCUUGGUAGAAGCAGAGAGGCUAUUGGUCUUUUCCACGAGAUGCUUUGGGCUGGCCUGAAACCGAGUGAGCAGACAUUUGCAUCCGUGCUUGGAGCCUUUAGUAGGGAUGGGGAAGCCAAAGGCGGGAUGCAGCUCCACUCCUUGAUCGUGAAGUUGGGAGUCAAGUCGUUUACUUUUGUCUCCAACGCGCUGCUGGAUUUCUACGCGAAGAUUGGCUGCUUAGAUGAGUCCUUCAAGGCCUUCUCUGAGAUGGAUGUGUGCGACAAUGUUAGUUGGAACGCUUUACUAGCUGGCUGUGUCGACUCUGGUUGCUACGAGGUAGCAACCAGAGUCAUCCGUAGCAUGCUGUUGGAGGGGCACGAGCCGGAUAUCUACACGUAUUCAACUCUUCUGCGCGUCUGUGGCAGCCUCCCUGCAGCCGAGUGGGGGAAGCAAGCUCACUGCCGCGUGAUCAAGCCUAGGCUAGACGCCAACGUGGUGGUUGGGAGCGCUCUAGUGGACAUGUACGCCAAGUGUGGGCGAGUGCACGAUGCAAGGAGAGUUUUCGACACACUCCCAAGAAAGAAUCUUGUUUCGUGGAACGCCAUGAUUGGAGGCUAUGCUCAGCAUGGAUACGCCAGAGAAGCAUUGGAAAUCUUUGGUGCUAUGCUGAGGAAUGGAGUGAAACCGAACGACAUCACAUACCUCGGAGUGCUGUCUUCGUGUGGGCAGGCCGGAGCAGUGGAGGAAGCAUUGCAUCACUUUGGAGCAAUGGCUUCGGAGUUUGGCAUCACACCGAGGGCUGAUCACUUGGCCUGCGUGGUCGGGCUGUUGGCACGAAAGGGGCAGACGAGAGAGGCUUGUGAUUUCGUGAGGAGCUUUGGUGGGGCUGUGAAUAAGGUGGUGUGGAGAAGCCUUCUAUCUGGCUGUGUGAUUAACAGAGAUUUGGAGAUGGCGAGAUAUGCUGCUGAGAAAAUUUUAUGCAUUGAUCCAAAAGAUGCAUCGGCUCAUGUGAUGCUGUCGAAUGCGUAUGCCGAUUCGGAUAUGUGGAGCGAAGCAUCGGAGAUGAGGAGAUUGAUGGAGGAGAAGACGGUGAAGAAGGAAGCUGGUUAUAGCUGGACUUAGUUGGAGAAGAGAAGACUUGAGCAGUUAAAGAAUAUGGGGUAAUAGCUUUAUAAUACAUGAAUUUUUAUACAUUUUUUAUUUUUUCACAUGAACUUAAAAUCAUAUACGAUCUUUCAUUUCUUUCUGAUUUUGUAAUUGAUGAACAUUUUCCACGAAUGAAAAUUGAGGUAGAAA
Salvia miltiorrhiza (redroot sage) is the source of this 2677-nucleotide messenger RNA. Its product is annotated as pentatricopeptide repeat-containing protein At4g39530-like. The transcript has a single exon. Lineage: Eukaryota; Viridiplantae; Streptophyta; Magnoliopsida; Lamiales; Lamiaceae. The record is from RefSeq and is a predicted model, not a curated record. Bases 557 to 2503 code for a protein of 648 amino acids. Gene Ontology annotation, molecular function: RNA binding; protein binding. Gene Ontology annotation, biological process: RNA modification.